Messenger RNA from [Torrubiella] hemipterigena, 1764 nucleotides. NCBI's taxonomy places the organism in Eukaryota, Fungi, Ascomycota, Sordariomycetes, Hypocreales, Clavicipitaceae. The record is from the annotation of a GenBank genome assembly.
GCACGACCACGGCCAAUUGAUUUGUGCACGGCCACUCAAUUAAAAAGUCCAUCACGACUGGGCUGCUACGGAAAUCACGCUUUAAUUGUUUCCAUCAACAGCACAUCGCCAUCAUGUCGAGGUGCACCGCCGUGGCCAGGCCGCUCGCCCGCCAAUGGCAGCAACAACAGCAGUCCAUCGCCAUGCGAUGCUUUUCCACAUCGUCGAUAUCACGAAUGCCCGACCAAGCUGCCUCAGCUCCCGCUACCGAUGCUGCUCCCAAGUCGACAAACCCGCUGGAUCUCGAUCCCAACACCGUCUCGCGCGAGUUUGAGCCCCAGCUGAUCCAGUCCGGCCAGAUGCCCCUCGGCUCCCGUCGCCGUCGCGCCGCUCUUCGCUCCUCUGCAGGCCUCCCCUUUGAGCAGCUACCCUUCCAGGCCUUCCAGGAGGCACGCAAGAUUCUGGCUGCUGAUCGCGAGCAGAAGCUGCUUAGCUUGAAGAAGACCAUGGAGAAGAUGGCUGCGCUGGAGCUUCAGGACCCUAAGGACCCCAAGGAGAUGGAGCGUAAAAACGGCCAGCUCGCCAGCUUGAAGACGUACGCGGAUAAGCUCGUCAUCUUGGCUGACAUUAACGACCCAUUGGUCAAGAUGCGAUCUGAGGAUGGAUCCGGUGAUAUGAAUAAGCCCAUCUACCGACACCUUGCCGAGAAGAAGUGGCGCGGCUACGACCACCGCCUUCUUACCCAGCGUAUUGAACAGUUCAACAUUGUUCCCGAUAUCCUCCCCAAAUUCGAACCCUCAGCCCAAGUACAGCUCUUCUUCCGAACGAAAAAGGUCCAGCCUGGCGAGAUCAUUGAUAGUUUGGUCUCGGAGAACUGCCCUAGACUCCGUGUCCAAGUCUUUGACGAGGGUGCCAGAAUGGUCUCCGUUGUUGUUAUGGAUGCCGAUGUUCCCAACGUCGAGCAAAACACAUUCAGCAAGCGCUGCCACUACAUCGCCGCCAACAUCCCUCUCGAUCCCACGACAUCGUCCGUCCCCCUCAGCCUGAUCAAGGCUGAGGACCAGCUUGCCGUUCCCUGGCUCGCCCCUGUCUCGCAAAAGGGUGCUCCCUACCACCGUCUCGCCGUCUUUGUCCUAGAGCAGAAGCCCGGCGAGAAGGUCGACGUGGCCAAGCUCAAGGAGCUUUACACAGCCCGCGACAACUUCUCGCUCAAGUCGAUGCGCGACAAGUUCGGCCUCAAGCCCAUUGGCUUCAACAUGUUCCGUUCUGUCUGGGAUGAGAACACGGCUGAUGUCAUGGCCCGCCACAGCCUGCCUGGCGCCGAUGUCGAGUUGCGCCCUACAAGAGUGUACAGCAUGCGCCAGCCUGUCCGCCCCAAGGGUUGGGAAGCCAAGCGCCAGGGUCCCAAGUACCGCCACCUUUGGAAGUACACCAAGCGUAUCAAGGGUGUCAGCAGCUCCAAGGGAUGGAUCAAGAGAAGAUGAUUGGUCUACGGAAGCCGCUAGCCAGUCAGAAAAAGGAGAUGGAGAAACAGCAUCAACAGCAAAUGUAUGGAUAUCCCACUUGUAUUAUAGGAGGCUUUGUAGCAAUAGGACUCAAAAAGCAAUGUCGCAUUACGCAAGCUUUCAUUCUAGCUAUUAUUUAUCAAUUGUAUUUUAUUUUCAUCAUCUGCAUUUUCCUUCCUCUGCAAAUUGUUCAUUAAAGCGUAUACAAUCUAUUUGAUUUGUCUGUAUAGUAGCACCGCCAUCUGUUCACUUCUUCAAUCACCUGACACCGCGCUGCCGC